AUGAAGAGAUACCAACAACACACACACGCAAGCUGGCACCGCGCCUAUGCAGGCAAAUUCGAUUGCCCUUGGUGCCAGACCCCUCACCGGGCAGAAAGCACACCACCUCACCUGAACCGAGGCAGCCGCAAGCAAUCGGCAAGGGGCUCAGACAGUGGCAUAGCUAGCAGGGCAGUCGCUACAUCAACACCGCUCGGACGUCGAAUAAAGCAUGGAGGAUCUGAGACUCCUAUCCAAGAUCAGGCUGCUGGAACUCCGCUCCCACAAACUCCAGGUUCGGCUCCGGACGCGAACAACGAAGACACUCCAGGGCCGGAAUCCGAUUCAAAUUACCCGCGAUAUAACGGGCGCACUGGGAAACCCGAUGGUUUGAAUAACGGGUUCGCGUCAGAUACACCGCGUCCGCCGCUUCCUGAGGAGUGGACGAAGGAGGUUGAGGCGAAGGAAAAUGGUGCCGCGGAAUGGAGCCCACCGGCCGUGGAAGACUGGCGCUCUGGCCUAGAGACGAAUGGGGAGGUUCCAAUGCCUGUUGAUGAGAAAAUUGGCUCUCCCGAGUUGAGUGUGAAGGAGUUGGAGAAGACUGGUUGA
This is a messenger RNA of Penicillium vulpinum, 588 nucleotides long. RefSeq lists its product as uncharacterized. The transcript is spliced from 2 exons. The coding region runs from base 1 to 588 and encodes 195 amino acids. The record is from RefSeq and is a predicted model, not a curated record. NCBI's taxonomy places the organism in Eukaryota, Fungi, Ascomycota, Eurotiomycetes, Eurotiales, Aspergillaceae.